CACGAUUGGUCCGCUUCGCUCAGCCGAGCGGCGGCUUUGCUGUCCCCGCGAUGACUUGCUCCGGGGCGGCAGCGGCUCGCUCCUUGUGGCGGCUGCGCGCGAGUACCCGGCGGCCCCUCUCAGCUUGUGGGAGAAGAAUUGGUGUGAGAUUUCGCAGUUCAGGAACGACCUUAGACGAUAUCAAUUGGGCGGCUGUGGAUAGAAUAAUCCGAGUGGAUCACGCUGGGGAGUACGGAGCGAACCGCAUCUACGCGGGGCAGAUGGCCGUGCUGGGUCGGACGAGCGUGGGGCCGGUCAUUCAGAAAAUGUGGGAUCAAGAAAAGGACCAUUUGAAAAAGUUCAACGAGCUGAUGGUUGCAUUCAGGGUGCGGCCGACGGUCCUGCUGCCCUUUUGGAACGUGGUGGGGUUUGCGCUGGGGGCCGGAACCGCCCUGCUGGGGAAGGAGGGCGCCAUGGCCUGCACGGUGGCGGUGGAGGAAUCCAUAGCUCACCACUACAACAACCAGAUCAGGAAGCUGAUGGAGGAGGACCCUGCGAAAUACGGGGAGCUGCUGCAGGUGAUACGGAAGUUCCGGGAUGAAGAGCUUGAACACCACGACAUCGGCCUCGAGCACGACGCAGAGCUGGCCCCGGCGUACUCCGUCCUGAAGAGCAUCAUCCAAGCCGGCUGCAGUGUGGCCAUCUCUUUGUCAGAGAGAGUCUGAGCUGUGUCCCCGUAGCCAGCUCGGGGAGGCGGGACAGCCAUUUUGCGAGUGGCUUGGACGGAGAAGGAGCUGUACGGUCCUCGUUGUUAAUUCUGUUGUUUCUGUCCUGUUUUUGCAUUAAUAAAGCGUUCAGCGUUGCUUUCGCUUUCGCCGUGAGGCUGACA
Lepus europaeus (European hare) is the source of this 868-nucleotide messenger RNA. RefSeq names its product coenzyme Q7, hydroxylase (gene COQ7). The coding region runs from base 51 to 704 and encodes 217 amino acids. NCBI's taxonomy places the organism in Eukaryota, Metazoa, Chordata, Mammalia, Lagomorpha, Leporidae. The record is from RefSeq and is a predicted model, not a curated record. Gene Ontology annotation, molecular function: 3-demethoxyubiquinol 3-hydroxylase activity. Gene Ontology annotation, cellular component: mitochondrial inner membrane; nucleus. The transcript is spliced from 6 exons. Gene Ontology annotation, biological process: regulation of reactive oxygen species metabolic process; regulation of gene expression; ubiquinone biosynthetic process.